AUGGGGUCUAUUCAAGGAGGUUCUCCACCAACAAACGGCGGCUCUGCCAACUCACCCAAUCACCCGGUCUCAACCCCAACCGCAGCAGACAACCAAAGUUUCAAGCCCACAGCUUGUGUGGCUUGUCGUGAAAAACAUUUGAAAUGCGACGCAUUGAGAACGUGCACUCGCUGCGCAGUGCAAGGUAUACCUUGCGUCUAUCUGAAGUCCCGCCGUGGUUACAGAGGACCAAAUGCUUCAAGCAGACAAAUCUGUCUAUCAAAUGCAAGUGAUGCUGGCGGUGCAAUUUCGGAGCCGACUAAAGUCAAACCCUCGAGUAUUGCUUUGAUGCCGCCAGUAGCAGAUGAUGUUAUAUCUUUAUCACUCGAUCUUCCUCCAGUGAGCAACGAGGCAAAUUCGACCGGACUUUAUACUCGCCACUACCGACCUAACUAUACACAUCGGUGUAUGGAAGCCUUCUACCAAUACUUCUAUAAUGCACAUCCAUUCAUACCCCCACGGCACCAACUUCUCCGGGUACUUAAACAAACCCCAAUGGAACAUCUUCAGACCGCAAUAUCUUAUGUUGGAUCUCGAUACGUACCUGGAGCACCAAUAUCAUCUUUUGCUCUCGAAUUUGAAUCCUAUCUAUUAGGAAAUAAACCUGCACCGAAGGAUGCAUCUAUGGUACAAGCAAUGCUUCUGUUCGCUCUUGGACUGCAUGGUAACAACGAGCGGAAGCGAGCCGUUGAGAUUCUUGUCAAGGCACAAACCUUAGCUAUAGAGCUCGGAAUGAGCCAGCGGGAGUACUCAUUGGUCAAUGGACGAGGUUCACCAACCUGCGAGGAAAGCCUGCGGAGGACUUGGUGGGAACUAUAUGUUGUUAGCAUCAUGGUGGCGGGCUUUCAUGGGACUGGGACAUUUUACCAUCGAGACUCUCUGUCAAAUGUGCCUUUACCGUGUGAAGAAGACGAAUUUGCAUCAGGCUGUAUCCCGCAAUUACAUACAAUUGAACAGUUUAAUGAAGACUCUUUCGAAGACGAAGACAUAAUGUUCUCCUCAUAUGCAUACAGAAUUGCCGCAGCACAGAAUCUCGAUAGGAUACUACAGUCAAAGGAUUCUCUAUUCCCAGACGAUGUAGCGCUAUAUCAGUUGGAAGCGCAUCUAACUAACUGGCAUCUCCACCUCCCCGACAAUAAACGCGACUUGUUCGGCCAGUUUGGAACACUCGAUGAGAUGCUAUUCCAGGCUCACAUGAUCGCAAAUGUGAGCUCACUGUUACUUUACUGGGACUUCUCACCACUUGAUGGUCUUGCCGUGCGAACUAUUACCUCCUGCACAGAAGGGUCUGGAGUCCCGGCCAUAGGACCAACAUCAGAUGCCGUUUAUACUAGAAGAACUAUUCAAGCAGCAUCCAAUGUCAGCAAGCUGGUCACUCUCCCCGGACCCCUAGUGAAACACACGCAGUUCUUUGUCUGUGCACUCGCCCUUUCCUCUAUUAUCCACCUGUCACUCUGGGUAAAAUUGCCAGUGAUGGCACAGGACCAUGACCUCAAACAACAGAUACGAAUAAAUACAGGAGCUCUGAAAGCUGUGGCCUCGCUUUGGCCUUCUGCUGGAAUUGGUUUAAAGCAGGUGACAAUGGUUGCGCAGAACAUUUAUGCAAAUCGGAAAGAUGCUGCUGGUGAGAAGUUUUGGCGUGAUUUUAUCGAAGAUGAUCUUAUGGGCGAACUAAUCAAAGGCACCGUUAGUAUUGACACCUAG
Messenger RNA from Venustampulla echinocandica, 1743 nucleotides. RefSeq lists its product as uncharacterized. The transcript has 4 exons. NCBI's taxonomy places the organism in Eukaryota, Fungi, Ascomycota, Leotiomycetes, Helotiales, Pleuroascaceae. The coding region runs from base 1 to 1743 and encodes 580 amino acids. Gene Ontology annotation, molecular function: zinc ion binding; DNA binding; DNA-binding transcription factor activity, RNA polymerase II-specific. Gene Ontology annotation, biological process: DNA-templated transcription; regulation of DNA-templated transcription. The record is from RefSeq and is a predicted model, not a curated record.